CACUGUCAGUCUGAAAACAACAAAUCAUCUUAACCCCACAAUUCCGUGUUUCGUCGGUCAUCUACAUCGUUUGUUAAGUUUCGCGAGUAUUGUUGACUGCACGACCUUUGGGAAUAGUUUUCUCCCUUUGCCAGUAAAACCGUUCCCGGCAAGAAAAUGUCUCGUGGAAGCAGCGCGGGCUUCGAUCGCCAUAUUACAAUCUUUUCGCCGGAAGGCCGUCUCUACCAAGUUGAGUAUGCCUUCAAGGCUAUUAAUCAGGAGGGACUUACAUCCAUCGCGCUCAAGGGAAAGGAUUGUGCCGUGGUAGCGACGCAGAAGAAAAUCCCCGACAAGCUGAUCGACCCGGCUACCGUGACCCACCUGUACCGUAUUACCCGUGAGAUCGGAUGUGUGAUGACGGGACGCAUCGCCGACAGCCGUUCGCAGGUGCAACGGGCACGAUACGAAGCGGCCAACUGGCGGUACAAGUACGGAUACGAAAUUCCGGUCGAUGUGCUGUGCCGCCGUAUGGCGGACAUUUCGCAAGUCUACACGCAAAAUGCCGAGAUGCGUCCGCUGGGCUGCAGCAUCGUGAUGAUAGCAUUCGAUGCUGAAAACGGUCCUGCUGUUUACAAAACGGACCCGGCCGGGUACUACUGCGGCUAUCACGCGAUCUCGGUCGGCGUGAAGCAGACGGAAGCCAACAGCUAUCUGGAGAAGAAACUCAAGCGCAAGGCUGAGCUGAGUGAGGAGGAGACGAUCCAGCUAGCCAUCACCUGCCUGUCCACCGUGCUGGCGGUCGAUUUCAAGCCGACCGAGAUCGAGAUCGGCAUCGUGAGCAAGGAGAAGCCGGAAUUCCGCACUCUAACCGAGGAUGAAAUCGAAGUGCAUUUGACGGCAAUCGCCGAGAAGGAUUAAGCGCGCCUUUGCGUUGACUUUUUUUUCGUCGCACGGGGAACAUUUUUCUUUUCCGUACACACGGUUGCUGGUUCUUUCUUUUUGUAUUCCCGUUCCAACAAACAUUCAUAAUACACGCGAAUUGUACGAAAUUA
Messenger RNA from Anopheles coluzzii, 1031 nucleotides. RefSeq names its product proteasome subunit alpha type-6-like. The record is from RefSeq and is a predicted model, not a curated record. Gene Ontology annotation, biological process: ubiquitin-dependent protein catabolic process. Gene Ontology annotation, cellular component: proteasome core complex; cytosol; nucleus. The transcript has 2 exons. The coding region runs from base 157 to 897 and encodes 246 amino acids. NCBI's taxonomy places the organism in Eukaryota, Metazoa, Arthropoda, Insecta, Diptera, Culicidae.